GCGACUGGCGUGUUGGCAGCUCCAGUUCCUCAGCUUGCCGGCGAGGGCGCCGCUUGCAACAGUGUCCUCUCUUCGACUGAUAAUGGUGUUGGCUACGGGGUCGAGAACGCCGAGGACAACACAGCAAACACCAUUUCCGGUACUGACAACGGCGUUGGAUAUGGUGUUGAGAAUGCUGAAGACAACACCGCAAACACUAUAUCUUCUACUGGAGCUCGACGAAGACAAUUGGACAAGAUCUCCAACGGUGCUCAGGCCAUUUCUCAAGCAGCAGGCACCGGCGCUUCUACCUCUGCCGUCACUACUGAACUUGACGACGUUGACGGCACCUCCACCGGCGGCGCUGCUGACUUGGGUGCCAAGAUCGGUGACACUGAAGCUGGCACUUUGGAGGGUGCUGGCGCCGCCAUUCCGAAGGCC
Messenger RNA from Pseudocercospora fijiensis CIRAD86, 420 nucleotides. RefSeq lists its product as uncharacterized. The annotation marks the transcript as partial. The transcript has 2 exons. The record is from RefSeq and is a predicted model, not a curated record. NCBI's taxonomy places the organism in Eukaryota, Fungi, Ascomycota, Dothideomycetes, Mycosphaerellales, Mycosphaerellaceae.